AACAUUACCUAUUGAACGCCCCUCGUACAUUGCAAUUUGACGCACACAAGAUUGCAUAAGUAUGUGGACUGUAUGUAUAUAGACUCAAUGUAUAUAGUAUAGUACCAAAAAAUAAUGUCCCAUAACUCUGCAGAAUAUUUUUCUGAAAGAACCUGACAUGCACCAUGCACAAAUACGUUUGGUACGUAUCACUUGUGUUAAGUUUCAUUAACUUGUGUGCAAUGGUUCGGGAAAUUAGGAAUGCACAAGAUUGCAGAUGCAGACUAGCAUAGUAACAAAACAAAACAAAGUCCCAUAACUCUGCAGAAUAUUUAUCUAAAAGAACGUCACAUCAACCAUGCACAACUAGUGAUACUACUGAUCACUUGUGUGAAGUUUCGUUACAUUGUUUGCAUGGGUUCAGGAGAUAAGGCGCGCACAAGAUUGCAUAUGCAGACUCAAUGUAUAUGAAACAAAGUCCAAAAACUCUUUACAUUUUUUUGAAAGAACUUAACAUGCACCAUGCACAACUACUGUUGUUACUGAUCAUUUGUGUGAAGAUCAUUAGGGGAUGAGAACAGUUAGUGCGCACACGAUUAUGACAAGACGGAUAGACAGACAACCUGAAACCAGUAUACCCCCUCACAACUUCGUUAUACAACAAUGAUGACAACCGUAAGACAAUUGUACAUACCAACUGCUCUCACAAACUUAGCUUUCAUGAUGUGAUCCUCUUAGAUCAAAACUCCACUUUAAACAAGUACCAAUGUUUACAAAACAUGAAAAGUCAAACAAUCAAUUUAGUUUAUGUCGAAAUACUGGUAUGAUAGGUAGUGCACCAUUUCAAUGUUUAUUUUAAUUAUCUUUUUUUUUUCAUAUUGAUCUAGCAAGCUUUAAGUAAAACGCAUGGAAAUUACAUUUGUAUAAAUUAGUUUUCAAUUUCAGCAUUUCAUAAAUGUAACUUCUGUCUCCCCAGCAUUUGCAGAGGGAAGGUUGACUCUUACCAUGUUAAGUGAUUUUGCUGACAAAGGAAGCAUGAGAUGUAACAGCAAGGUCGUGUUGAUGUGUAAUAUUCAGUUGCAAUGACAUGGGAGAUAGAUAAAAAAGCAGCUGCUGAAUGCACAUAUGAUUCAUGCGAGACUUAUAUAACUGGUGUGGGAAACUAUGGGUUUUCCUUUGAUACAAACAAGGGGAUAUUCAAUAUUACAUUGGAUCCAGUGACAUUUGCUGUCAACGAGAGAAUAUUUAAGUGCGACGAUGGAUCUAAUUUUGCUUAUAUCAAUGCAUUGGUAAAAGUUGUACCUGAUAACAGUGCUACUACUAUCACAUCUUCGAAAGGUUCGUCCUUUACUGAAAUUAAAGCGAGGACAGGCUGCCUUCAUCCGAGUUCAAGUGUAACGUUUGAAUGGUAUUAUUUCUAUAUAGCACUACACGGCCAGAGCACCAGGAGCUAUAAAGCCAUUUUAAACGUAUUAAGGUUUUUGAAAGAAAGGACGACGUUGAAACUAGUACUGUUCAUCCUGUUCGCGUUUCAAGUCGAGCUGAAAAGGCUAAAUUGAACAUAGAAAUCAAUUUUGUGUCUCUUUUCGUGACAUUCUGUUUAAUUACGAGCUGUGAUGGGUCAAUUCUAUGUCGCUAAUACUGUGUACAAGUGCUCUUAAAUGCUCUACGGAGCAAAUCAAGGAACAAACAUGGACGUAUUCGAAUCUGUGAUAAUGCGACUGCAUUUUGUCUAUUUACCACAUUUUGCCUGUUACUUUUAUCUAAAUUAACUACUUUAAAUACAUUCAAUAUUAUCCUAAAGAUCACAUGGAACAGAAACCAUUUGACUCUUACAGACCACGAGUUGCAUGUACAUAUAUUUCUGUAUUUAUAUGUGCUUUUCGUUUAGUGUUUUAUUCGUGUUUUUCCGUCCUGAUAUUUGUUGUAUAAAAGGCGCGUUAAUUGAUGCGAUAUGAAUAACUGUACAUAUAAUUUGGUAAUUUAUCUGUUAUAACAGCUUUACAGAAUACUGAAAAAAUGCUGUUCUGUAACUGACGUAUCGCUCCAACGGAAUCAGAUUAUACUGUUAUCAAAUAUGUAAAUGAUUAACCAGCAAUAAAAUAAACUCAAAUACAUAGAUAAUGAACAGUUCGAGUGUUGUAUAAAUCUAUCGUCUAGAGACUCUUUCUUACUAUUGUUACUAUUUUGG
Messenger RNA from Mercenaria mercenaria, 2170 nucleotides. RefSeq lists its product as uncharacterized. The transcript is spliced from 3 exons. The record is from RefSeq and is a predicted model, not a curated record. Bases 1062 to 1538 code for a protein of 158 amino acids. NCBI's taxonomy places the organism in Eukaryota, Metazoa, Mollusca, Bivalvia, Venerida, Veneridae.